AGGCAUCGAAUCCUCCCUGGAACUAAAGAACAGCUAAAAAGGAACGGUACUCUAUCUACACCCUCACUCUCUCUCUUCUAUGAGGUGGCAGGAAAACUUCCGAAGGUUCCUGUAGAGAUUUGCCCAAAGAUCCCAUCUCCCGAGCUUUUUCUCUGGCAACUGGAGAGAUCUCCUCUCUACUCGAUCGACUUAUGAGCAUUUGUGGCGAUCGGGGUGGAAUUUGAUGUAGGAAUGGUUUCGGAUUUGGAAUUUUAGGGGUACUUUUUGCGGAGGGAGAUGCACAAGGGGCGGUCUCCGGAGCCUUUAGAUUUCUUCAUCUGGACCGUCGAGGAUGUUGGGCUGUGGCUGGAAGACAUAAAUCUUGGUAGCUACCGUCAGGUUUUUGAAGAUAAUGGUGUCAAUGGGGAGUACUUAGAGAGCUUAUCUAUGUUCACAACAGAACAGAUUCUGCGGUUUAUCAGGCGGUGCCACAUGAAAUGGGGAGAUUUUAUUACACUCUGCAAGGAGUUACGGCGCAUUAAAGUUGCAUGCCUGAAAGGAGAGCAAGAGGUUCGCAGGCCAUGGUGGGCCCCAUCAUGCUUGUCAGUGGUGUUUGUUAGGGUUGCCAGGCGCAACAGACAGUCUCGGGUUGUCUCCUUGAAGCUGGAACCUUGAGCUUGUACAUGAAAUCACCCUCCAUCAUCAGAUGCCACAACAUACCUGUUAGCCCUUUCACUUGAUCCUUUUUUUCCAUCCCUUUUUUCUUUCCCUGUUUAACUUUUGGGAAGUUGGCAUGUUGUUGCUACAGGCUAGUGGGCUAUGAGGUGUAUUGGGUCUGCAGACAGUCUAGCUGUUCUUGUCCCUGUUCUGUUAUGUAUAAUUUUCUGUUCACUUUGUUUUGUGUAUUUGUUGAUUAAUUUUUAUAUAGGUUUUCAUGGUGGCUAACUGCAGGAAAAUAUAGCUUUUUAUGAGGAUAAUUAUAGGAAAGUUCCAGUCAUGACACUCGUGUUAAGCAAUACAAAAUACUGCUAUUUUAAAUUUUAUGAAGAACAA
Messenger RNA from Elaeis guineensis (African oil palm), 1032 nucleotides. RefSeq lists its product as uncharacterized. Gene Ontology annotation, molecular function: protein binding. NCBI's taxonomy places the organism in Eukaryota, Viridiplantae, Streptophyta, Magnoliopsida, Arecales, Arecaceae. The record is from RefSeq and is a predicted model, not a curated record.